CCGGCCUUACGCUGAAAUACCGCGAAACCGGUUACUUUACGAUUUUACAUCCUGAAAGAGAAGCUCGUUUCAUAGUCGAGUAGCCGCUGGGACAUUCCAAAUCCUAAUCUUUCUCUGUUCUCCCGGAAACGUCUCGCACAAAUUUUGCUGAAGCUUCUCAGCUCUGAAGUAAAGAUGAGUGAGAAAAAUCCGUCUGCUGAUAAAACUGCCGCCUACAAAAACAUUUCAACAACGGCAAUGUUAACAUCUGAUGAAGACGAUCCCCAAACAAGAGUGGAAGUGAUCGAGACCGAGAAGAUACGACUUGGAUGGGACAAUAAAGUCCAAUUUCUUCUCUCUGCGAUCGGGUUUGCGGUUGGUUUGGGAAACGUUUGGAGGUUUCCAUGGCUUUGUCAGAAAAAUGGAGGAGGCGCUUUUUUGAUACCCUACUUUGUCAUGCUGAUAUUCGAGGGAAUACCGAUCUUCUACUUGGAACUCAGUAUCGGUCAACGCCUUCGUCAAGGAGCUAUCAACGUCUGGAGCACAGUUAGUCCCUACCUGGGAGGUGUAGGGAUUGCAACAACGGUGGUUAGCAUACUGGUUGGCAGCUAUUACAACGUGGUCAUCGGUUGGGUGUUGUUCUACUUCGUCCAGUCGUUCCAGUCCCCUCUACCGUGGGCAGAGUGUCCUCAAGUGGCAAGCCCUAACGGCACUGAGUUAACAAUACCAAGAGAAUGCUCCGAGAGCAGUCCAACUGCUUACUUCUACCACAGAGAGACUUUAAUGCACGCCAACAGAAUAGAGGAGAGCGCAGAAAUCAACUGGAAGUUAGCCGUGGCCCUUGUAGUUGCGUGGGUGUUGGCCUACCUUUGCAUCAUCAAAAGCAUCCAGUCAUCUGGCAAGGUCGUCUACUUCACAGCAACAUUUCCAUAUCUGGUCCUCUUUGCAUUCUUCAUUCGGGGUCUACUUUUGAAAGGCUUUGAAAAGGGAAUAAUACAUUUGUUUACUCCAAAGUGGGAUCGACUUCUGGACCCACUGGUCUGGCUGGACGCAGCUACACAAAUCUUCUUCUCUUUGGGCCUGGCAUUUGGCACAAUGAUUGCCUAUGCCAGUUACAAUCCUAUUCACGGAAACACACUACGUGAUACCAUUACAAUUUCCGUCGCUAAUUGUAUGACUUCCCUGUUCGCUGGGAUUGUUGUUUUCUCCAUUUUAGGAUUCAGAGCAACCUACAUGAUGGAAAACUGUGAAGCAAACAAUGCCAAACUCUUGGAGCGCCUCAACUCAACAGCUCACCAGCUGAACACAACUGGAUUGUCCGCUCAUCACGGCAAUGGUACAAGCAAUAUCACAAGUGGAUAUGUACUUCAAAAAUGCGAUCUGGAAACUUUCCUUUCCGAUGCAGCCAGUGGUCCAGGAUUGGUUUUUAUUGCUUUCACCGAUGCCAUCAACCAAAUGCCUGGGGCAACCUUCUGGUCUAUCUUGUUCUUCCUCAUGCUUCUAACCCUUGGGCUGGACAGCUUGUUUGGAGCGUUGGAAAGUGUAACGACAGCCUUGCAAGACGUCAAAGGAUUUGGAAAACUAAGACGCGAAAUUCUAUCUGGGCUUCUGUGCAUCACUGGCCUAUGUAUCGGUCUUCCCAUGGUCACAUAUUCUGGUGAAUAUAUUCUUCAGAUGUUUGACAGUUUCGCAGGCAACCUUCCCCUGUUACUCAUCGCAAUCUGCGAGUGUGUCGGUGUUUGCUAUUUCUAUGGCAUAACAAGAUUUUCUGAUGAUAUAGAGUACAUGACGGGUACUCGACCAAACAUCUUUUGGAAAAUCUGCUGGAUGCUCGUCACCCCAGUUGCCAUGUUGGUUAUCCUGAUCGCCAGCAUCGUUCUCAUGUCGCAAGGAAAGGCUUCUUACUAUGCCUGGAACAAGGAAAUGGUCACUUACGAGAAGGUCCCCUAUCCAGACUGGGCAGUCUUCAUCGUGGUUGUACUUGUCCUGAUGUCAGUUCUCUUCAUUCCUGGCGUGGCUAUUGCACGAUACUUUAACCUAGUCAAGUAUCAAAAGUUGGAGCCUGUUCCAUUAAAGGAAGCUGAGGCGAAAUCUCACGAUAACGACUUUAGCGACACAAACGUUUAACUUAAUUUUCAUCAAGCAGUGGAUCCUCAUCUUUAGGACAAUCUCUGGGGCAUAAUAAUAGCGUUGUAUUUACAGGAUGGUUGUUCGCUUAGGUUCCACCUUACUAUGCUCAUAUACAUUUAGGUAAUAUAUUUACUCCUCGACCUCUUCCCUUCUCCUCAUUUUUGACCGUCGUCCACUCCCUUGGUGCAAAUUUCUUUCUCUCCCCAGCCUUCUGCUGCCAUUAAAGUCAAAGGUGGCGGCCAUAACUUACGCUAAGAAAAUACUGAGCACGCGUUCGCCAAAAUUACGCUUGCUGUGCAAAAAGGUGUCUACUGGGGUGUCAAGUAUAAAAUUUUUCUUUUGUUUUCCCUUAACCUUUUAUACCCGAAAUCAAGCAUUUGAGUUCCCUUCAUUUUUCUCUCUAU
Messenger RNA from Pocillopora damicornis (cauliflower coral), 2513 nucleotides. RefSeq names its product sodium-dependent neutral amino acid transporter B(0)AT3. Lineage: Eukaryota; Metazoa; Cnidaria; Anthozoa; Scleractinia; Pocilloporidae. Gene Ontology annotation, cellular component: plasma membrane. The record is from RefSeq and is a predicted model, not a curated record. Gene Ontology annotation, biological process: sodium ion transmembrane transport; nitrogen compound transport; amino acid transport.